Messenger RNA from Cynara cardunculus var. scolymus (artichoke), 3310 nucleotides. Its product is annotated as TMV resistance protein N-like. The record is from RefSeq and is a predicted model, not a curated record. The coding region runs from base 15 to 3296 and encodes 1093 amino acids. Gene Ontology annotation, biological process: defense response; signal transduction. NCBI's taxonomy places the organism in Eukaryota, Viridiplantae, Streptophyta, Magnoliopsida, Asterales, Asteraceae. The transcript has 5 exons. Gene Ontology annotation, molecular function: ADP binding.
AAUCAACCCCUUCAAUGGCAUCUUCAUCAUCUUCUUCUCAAUUGUGGAAACAUGAUGUUUUUCUUAGUUUUAGAGGAAAAGACACUCGCAACACCUUUGUGGAUCAUCUUUAUUCAGCUCUUGUACAACAAGGAAUCUACCCUUACAAGGAUGACGAAGCACUUCCCCGGGGCGAAACCAUCAGUCCAUCGCUUUUGAAGGCUAUUGAAGAAUCACGGAUUGCUGUCAUAGUAUUCUCCAAAAACUAUGCCAAUUCUUCUUGGUGCUUGGAAGAACUUGCACAUAUUAUGAAAUGCAAGAAUGAGAGAGGCCAAAUUGUUAUUCCAAUAUUCUAUCACAUUGAUCCCUCUGAACUCCGAAAUCAGAAAAGGAAAUAUGGAGAAGCACUUGCCAAACAUGAGUCAAAGAAGAAAAUCGUUGAAUCUUGGAGAAAAGCACUUGCAGAUGCAGGGAACCUAUCUGGAGAUGUUGUCAAUGGGCCCGAGACAAUAUUCAUCAAAGGAAUUGUUGACACAAUUUCAGAAAGAUUGUGUGUGGCAAUUUCAAGUGACAGUGAAGACCUGAUUGGUAUAGAGGCUCGCCUGCAAGAUUUGAAAUCAAAGUUAGCAAUGGAUUCACGUGAUGUACUCCUGGUUGGGAUAUGGGGACUUGGGGGUGGUGGCAAGACUACUCUUGCAUCUGCUCUUUAUGAUGAAAUCUCUAGCAAGUUUGAUGGUUCCUGCUUUGUGAAAGAUAUUCGGGAAGAAUCAAGAAAGCAUGGUUUGCCAAAAUUGCAAAAAGAAAUUCUCUCACUUGUUUUGAAACAAAAAAGAGAGGAAGUAGUUGGAGAUGUAGGAAGCUUGAUAAAGAGUAGGUUUCGUCGUAAAAAGGUCUUGAUGGUUCUCGAUGAUGUCGAUCACGCUGGCCAGCUAAAGGAAUUAGCUGGAUCAAAUGCUUGGUUUGGUAAAGGAAGCCGAAUAAUAAUCACAACAAGAGAUAACCAUUUAUUAAAUGCUCACAAAGUAAAUGUGAUAUACAAUAUUAGCUUGUUAAAUGAUGACGAGGCUAUUAAGCUCUUUUACAAGCAUGCACCUCCAGAUCAUAGACCCAUAGAAGAUUAUGAGAUGCUUUCAAAAGAUGUGGUCUCUUAUGCUAGUGGGCUUCCAUUAGCACUUAAAGUUCUAGGUUCUUUUCUAUGUGAUAAAGACAUGAGUGAAUGGAUGAGUGCCUUGGCCAGACUAAAAGAGAUCCCAGAUGGUGAUAUUGUAGAAAAGCUAAAAAUUAGCUAUGAUGGACUUAAACCCAUGGAGAAAGAGUUGUUCCUAGAUAUUGCAUGUUUUUUUAGGGGAAAAAAGAAAGAUAAGGCAAUGGUGAUACUUGAUGCUUGUGGUUUUCACCCUAUCAUAGGGGUAAAGGUGUUGAUACAAAAGGCCCUCAUAACUGUGUCACAAGCAAGAAGGUUUGAUAUGCAUGAUCUGAUACAAGAAAUGGGAUACUACAUCGUUCAAGAAGAAAAUCCUAAAAAUCCUGAAAAACACAGCAGGGUUUGGCAGACGGAAGAUGUUCUAAAAAUAUGUGCUGUGGAUGCAAUGGUGGUAAUGUUGGAGCUAGCAUUGUAUAUAAUGUUAUAUCGACAAAGAGGCAAAGGAUCGUACAUUCCUCCUAGUUUUCCUCAGGUUGUCGGUAACAUGAAGAAACUUCGGUGGAUUUCUUGCUACGGCUAUUCAGCAACUUCAUUGCCAAGAGAAUUUCAACCAAUGGAGCUUUGUUGUCUAAAGUUGGAAUGGAGCUUGGUAGAGCAACUUUGGGACGGCUAUAAGCAUCUACCGAAUUUGAAAGUGCUCGAUCUCACUAAAUCAAGAAACCUAGUUAGCACACCAGAUUUUGACGGACUUCCAUGUCUUGAAAGAUUGAUGCUCAGAAGCUGUACCAGUUUAAAAGAGAUGCAUCCAUCAAUUGGAUGUCAUGAAAGGCUUAUUUUCCUGGACAUGGAAUACUGUGAAAGCCUUGAAAUAUUUCCACCCAUUAUCCGGGUGAAAAGGUUGGAGACUCUUAUACUCUCUUGUUGCUAUAAACUUUGCAAGUUCCCAGAGAUUGAAACAAGCAUGGACAACUUGGUAGAGCUUAGUUUGAGAGGAAGUCAGAUAGAAAUUCUACCCUCAUCAAUUGGAGAAUAUUGUACCAACCUUCUUUCUCUUGAUUUGAGAGAGUGUCGAUAUCUAUGGAGUAUUGAAGGCAACUUCCACCCCUUAAAACAUUUGAAAGGGCUUUAUCUUAGAGGUUGUGAAGAACUUAAGAACAUACCAGAGGAAGGCCUCUUUGAUAAAGAAUGUUGUUUACAGGUGCUUUCAUCUUUCAAGAAUCUUCACCUAGGAAUGGUAAGCAUGAAGCUUUUUGGCAUUUCAAGUUCCUUAAGAAUGUUGGAUCUUAGAGAUUGCAAUCUGGUAGAUGGAGACGUCUCCUCUGUUUUUUGCAAUGAGUUAUCCAACCUACAAGCAUUAGACCUAGGUGGGAACUAUUUUUCACAAUUGCAUUCCAGCCUCUUGCAACUUCCUUGUCUCAAAUUCCUCGACCUAUCAGAUUGCUUAAACCUUGUAGAAUUACCGGAUCUCCCAUCAAGCAUAGCUAUUCUCAUAGCAAGUAACUGCAACUCGCUUAAUAUUGUAGGAGAUUUUCCAACAAACAACCUUAAAUGGUUGUGGAAAGUCUCACUUCCAACGCAUAGUAUGUCGGGUGAUGGUGAGAGAGUAGUACAAUCCAUGCUUCAGGGAAAUGCCAUUGAAGAUUACUUUUUGAGCAUCAAGUUCGAUGAUGCUUACAUUCCAAUACAAGGUUGUGAAUGGGGAACAUUUACGUUACAACUUCCGUGGAACUGGUACAGUGAAUAUAGUGGAUUCUUAGUAUACGUUGAAUACUGGAUUCCGUACAUGCAUGAAGUAAUUACUAUAGAUGAUGUAGUGGGUAGGGAAAAUGAAGGUGAUGUUUUGGAAGUGUCUAAUGAAGACGAGGAAAGUGAGAAAACGAGUGGCAUGUGUUAUAUAUCGUUUGUUUCAUUGAGGGACACCUCAUGGUGGAAUUCAUGUCACAAUGCCAUUUCUUUUUCCAUAAACUACGAUACCUUAUUAAAAGUCGAGCUUGUUCCUAAGAGAAGUCAAGACGAUGAUGAUUCAGUAAAAAAGGCAAAAGAUACAACAUACCUCUCAAAAUUUUGGGAUAAGGAAGAAGACAAGACAUUUGAGAUCAUAAGUGAUUCAAGCUCCUCUAUCAGCAUUUCAUGGCUUCAUAAUCAUUAUGUGGACAUGUUCCACCAUGUAUGAUCUUUUCACCUUUU